Messenger RNA from Linepithema humile (Argentine ant), 4478 nucleotides. Its product is annotated as zinc finger-containing ubiquitin peptidase 1. The record is from RefSeq and is a predicted model, not a curated record. NCBI's taxonomy places the organism in Eukaryota, Metazoa, Arthropoda, Insecta, Hymenoptera, Formicidae.
AAAAGAAGAAAAUGUCAACAGGCUCGGAGACGCGCGGAAGACUCACAUGUCGGGACGAGACGCGCGUAGCACUCGCACGGAACCAAGGAAAGGGAGAAGACGGCUAACAAGGGAGGAUAAGUGCAAACAGUUCGCUGAACGCCGAUAUCCUGCGCCAAUCGUCGACUGCAUGUCAAUGAGGCGUUCGAGUCGAACUGAGAAAUCAAACGGCACCACGAGCGAGCGUCGGCGCCGCGCACCGUGAGAAAUCGGAUUCCUCGUGCGAAUUUGUCGCACGUCGCGAUCGCGGGCGGAAUCCCGAACGGUCCGCAUCUGCAUUUGCGAUGCAUCGCGAUACACCAAUCGUUCGUUUGCGCGCCGCGGCGACGCCGCGACGCGCCUUGCGAACCCGGAAAAUAAUGACACGGGCGACACGCCAACCAUGCGAAUCCGUCCAACGGCACUAACGCGCGAGACUCGCGUUGCAUUCUGCAAUUUGGAUAAUACACGCCGCCGCUGCCGCGGCCCGUCUUCUUACGCGCCGACUUGUCAUUAUGGAAAGCUGGAGCGUGAAAAGACAAUGCUAGGACGAUUAGAGGAAUUGGAAUGCGCGAUAAUGAGCGCGCCGUUCUCGGUACUGGAGAUCACAGUGCACCGCGCAACUAUUAUACGUUAUCCCGUUAUGAUUAUCCCUCCGUGAGGACAGUUGGAAAAAUUUGAGUGCGUUUCACACAUUUCGUAUCUUCUAUUGCAGAAUAGAAUGCGAUACCGCGUGUAGGGAUUCUCACAAGCCACCCUCGCUCCGCGGACGUUCAUGUCAUUACCGACGGUGCAUUUUAAAAGGAUGCCGAGCGGCGCUAGAAGCGUCGUCGGGGGUGGCGUCGGGACGGCUCGUCCGACCAGCGGGGGUAAUAGCGACGGGUGGUGGGCAUCCCCUUGCGCGACGGGAAGCGAAUCGUGAAAUCGUCCGAACAGACGGACGGACGGAGUGACUGCGACACGGUCAUAUGGAGCCGAACGACGGGGCGGCGUGUUAGGCGAUCGGCGGUCCCGCUUCCGCGGGACGAGCACGAGGGCCUACCACGAGGAGAGCGCGAAUGAUCGAUCCGACAGUUCGGAUCGGAAAGGCCGCUACCACGGACACGCUGAAAAUGGCGUCGAGCAAACCACCGGAGAUGAACUACACGUGCGAGAUUUGCGGCCUGGAGGGCUUCAACGACGAGGAGAUGCGCUCGCACAUGGUGCAAUAUCAUCUCCAGGGUGCCGCCAACUGUCCGUUCUGCGAUCUGGGCGAGAUCUCGCCCACGGAGAUGCUGGUUCACGUUAAUAGCGCUCACUUGGACUACCUGACACCGAGCACUCCGGAGAACGAUAUGAUGGCGUUCAUCGAUGAUGACUCGCUGAUGGAUGAACAUAACAGACACGAUGAGUGCAGGGCGCCUUCGCCGUCUAUGUCUUUGCGGCUGCCUCAUCUGCAGAACGGCUGGGGCAGUUCUUCCGCACAACGUGUCAAGCAGCAACAGCAGCAGCAGCAGCAACAACAACAACAACAACAUCAUCAGCAGCAGCUGUCGCCAAGAAAGCCGGUUGUCCAAGCGAAUCCCAACAUGAAUAAUAAUAACAACAAUAACAACAGUAACAAUGCCAAUGCCGGUAACGGAUGCACACAGUGUUCAGACUGUAUUCGUUGUGAGAAUGUGAGGAAUGAGCAUGUGGCUUCUUGUUCAGUGUUGGAAGGUGCAGCGGGCCAAGGUUCACCGCUGCGUUCAGGCCUAAAUCUACAACUGCGCUCGCACGCUUCCCCGAAACUUCCAGUGCAGGAGUGCCCCAUGUGCCCCUACAGUUCCGACAGUCCGCUGAGGCUGGAAGAGCAUAUCAAUCGCCAACACUUUGAUCUCACCUCGCCGUCCUUCCCGCCGGACUCUCCGCCGUCCCGGGAUGGAAUUUUCAACUGCCCACUUUGCGUUACAUCUUUUCCGAAUUCUUCUGACCUUGAGUUACAUGUUAAUAUUGAGCACAAGGAUAUACUUAGUCCUGCGAAUGGAACAACCUCACAAUCCGAUAUAGCUACUAUCGGUAGCUCGACACCUGCCUGUCCAGUAUGUCUUAGUACAUUAUUUAAAAAUAAUGACGACCUAAUGGCACACAUCGAAGAACACUUCAAUAAAAAGAGCACACCGUCGCCCGUGACACCAGACGUAUCAACCGACAGAAUGCUGGCUAAAGACAUGGAGAGAAGAGAGAAGGAGGUGAGGAAGUUGCGCGAGCAGCGUGAGUUCGAGAUGCUGAGAGCGCAGUACGGUAUGGACAAUCAGGGUAACUUCAGAGAGCAAAGUGUCACCAAUAUGCAGAGGGCUGUGUACGCGGGCGAGAUGACGGUGGCCGAUUUCUUCGAGAGACAAAUCGAGCUCAGAGUCGCCGAGAGCAGCGGGAUCGACGACGGCAGUUCUUGUACACGCGGUUUGGUUCCGAAAGUACGAGCCAUCAGUCAGGCUUGCAGCAACGUGGUGAACACCUGGAUGUGUUCCACCGUGGACCAUUACGCGUCGACUUACGGCGACAAGGGCUGGGGCUGCGGUUACAGGAAUAUGCAGAUGCUAAUCUCGUCUCUCUUACAGCACACAGGGUACAACGAUCUAGUUUACAAAGCGUGGGGCUCCGGCGGCAGCAACUCCACGGAGAACCCUUUGCGCAGCUCCAUGCCGUCGAUUUCUCGAUUACAGAAAAUGAUCGAGUGGGCGUGGGCGCAGGGAUUCGAUAUCCAAGGUGCGGAGCAGCUCGGCGGUAAACUCGUUAACACUAGGAAAUGGAUCGGCGCGACGGAGGUAUUCACGCUGCUGUCUAGUUUGAGGAUAAAGUGUCAGCUGGUGGACUUUUAUAGACCUACCAGUGCGGACGGCGGCCAUCCCGAACUGUUCAACUGGGUGCUGCAGUACUUUCAACGAUGCGACGAUUUUAAGCCACCACUUUAUCUUCAGCAUCAAGGGCACAGCAGAACGAUAAUGGGCGUGGAACAAUUGAGAGACGGCUCGAUAACCAUGUUGGUGCUAGAUCCAAGUCACAGCCCGGCGCAAAUGACGCAUUUCAGUAGCACGAGUAGCGCGCCGGGCGCUAUGAGGCUUGUACGAAAGUCAACCGCCGCGAUGAAGGCCAGACAGUAUCAAGUUGUAGCUGUAACCGGAACUAUGGAUACGGAAACACAAUAUCAGCAAAGUAAAGUACUACGAUCAAUGCGUGUUCCUCAAGACAGGUGAGAGUUGCUGGUUCGAGAAACGAUCGAGUCUCGCGCGAAGACUAUAGACUACUGCCUCAAACCAAUCUUGUCCGGCAUCCUUGAAAUUACGUGACCGCGAUGUCCUUUGUUCUUCUACUGCUAGCAGACUUAUUCCAUUGUAUAGUAGUUGCAGAUCGUAUUAUUUAACAAUAUAUUCUUGCAUCUCUAUAGCCAUUAAUGAUGGACUGACUCUUUGAAUCGUGUCCGCGCGACGCCUGUGACGCAGUGGACAAUUUCGCGGAGCUAAUAUUCAAAUAUCAAAAAAAAAAAAAAAAAGAAAAGAAGAAGGCUCCCUGAUGCGUUCGCUGCUGUUCGAGCACGUAAUCCUUUCCGAACGGAGAAAGUCCUUAUCUUUAACAAAAACUUGCCGUAUCCACGUGCGUGUGAAUUUCUGCGAGGAAAAUUGUCAGAUCGAGACGGCAAAAAAGUCCAGGGAAAGAUAGCGUUAAAUCGAUCGUCGUUUCUUGUCCAAAAUGUUCUGCUCAAUUUUCGUCGCACAGGCUGUGCUAACCCUUAGUCGACCAAUCGUCUCGUACCGAUCGGUUGCACCAUCGAGAGAGCCGUGGCAGAGCUUGGAAAACGAGACUUUUUCGUAGCUGUGAUGCUGUUAUCAAUACGACGCUAAUCACUCACGUAGCGUCUAACGGACACACUCUUGGAAACGCUCCAGAAUCGAUGCGGUGUUCCCAGCACUUAUCUGGUUCUACAUUCUACAAUUUGUGAGAAAAUCCUCCAUCAAAGGAGGAGAAAGACCUCCAUCAAAGUGUUGUCGACUUUUAGUCAAUAUAAAAAGUGCCGAGAGCCAUAUGGUAUAUACCUUAACGACAAAUUUUAUAUAACAAUAUGAAAGAUAUUCUUUGACGCAUUUUGAUUGCUAAAACGCUUCUAUGAAAGAGUCUGGAGUGUCUGCAAAAGUGACGUAAGUCGCAUUUUCAUAUAUUAUAUAUUAUAUACUAUACACAUACACAUACACACAUUACACAUGUGCACUCUUCGUUAUAUCGUACUUCACUGGCCCACACAUAAAGUACAACUACUUUCAUAUUAAUUAUAAAAUAUUCUAUUUAAUUAUCCAAUCGACUUUAGACUACUUAUGUCUUAGCUCGUAAGUUCAAUACAAUGCUGUGAAUGAGAAGAUAGAUGAAGAAAAAAAAAAGUCCAUUUACUUGUUAUUUAUAUUAUACACUUGACGAUUAUGUGACUUAGUAAAUUAUUAUUAUCAUUA